UUCCACUUACUUCAUUCAUCACACUAAACAGGCACACAUGCAGAAAGCAGACUGUCGCAACUACUGACUGACUACUGGAAAAUAUAAUUACAGCAGACAAACAAACUGGCGCAGAAGAAGAAAGCACUGCAUCAUUUUGUCAAAUGUUGAACUGUAGGCAGUAAACAACAAAACAGGAACAAAAUCACAGUUGUAGGCAUCAAGAUCAAGAAGCAUGGAGGACUCCUGCCUGGUCAGAUGCGACAGCCUGGAUGCUGGGUCAGCAUGUGACAGGGAGGUGAUUGACCAUAUGACCUUUGACCCUGAGGGCUCUGACCCCACAGCAAACCUUGAGCCUUCACCGGCAGAACUGGCUCAAUGUGAGGCUGAAGUGGGCACGCUGCUCAGCAUCAUCGCUGAACUGAACAAGAAGAUGGGGUCAUUAAAGGCACCAAGGUAACAUAAAUGAAAAUGUUUUCUACUUUCCUUCUGCAGUGACCCAGGUGACCUGAGACCACAAGGACCAUCCAGACCUUUGGUUCCUGACCUUCUGUCUCACAGGCUGGUCCGAAGCAGCCCAGAGAGACACAUCGCCUCUGCCAUCACAUCUAAAGCACCACUGGCUGACCGAGUGGGCAGUGGUGUAGUCUGGACAAAACUGCAGGAGGUUUUAUCAUCUGUGGAGGACUCCAUCAGCUGUAGAAGAACCUGGGCUGCCCCCAUCACAGCUUCUGACCAGGACAAGCACAAAGAGCAUCUGAGAGCAGCGCAGGAGAGCUGGGUUAAAGCCACUCAGAUAUUGGAGGAGAUGGAAAGAGAUUUUGGGAUAUCGUGCCCAUCUGCUUUGCCAAAGGACCAGUAUCAGGGGGACAUCCUGGAUCUGGAGAAACACGACUCUGCUCUCAGAAACACCUUGCACAGUCACCAGGAGGAGCUGGAGAGAGCACAGAACUCAAUCUGCCAGAUGGAAGAGGAAAAGAGCAAGCUGGUGGGUCUCCAUAAGGCCUGGAGGUCAGGCAGUCGCUCUCCUUCCUACCGACCCACUGCCGGGACUCUGAGUCCAGACCUGGCCUCUCCUCCCUUUCCUGGUUCUCCUUUACUCCGCAGGAGGACAGCCAGAGGUCUAACACCUCUGUCCACUGGUGGGGAUGGCUCCCCAUUGGGCUCCGUUCACUCAGGCAGUCCUUGUCCCAGCCCUGUCAGCCCGGAGUCCGAGACAGAACGACUGAACAGGUACAUCGAGAGGCUGAAGGCCAGAAAUGAGCGUCUGACUGCAGCUCUGGAGAGGAGGAAGGGAGAGUCGGAGCAGAUCAGUAUCACGCUAAACAGACUUGAGUCCGACUGCUCUGCCCUGCAGAUGGCUCUCAAAUACUGUGAGGAAUGUGAAGAGGCCUACAGCGAGCUGCUGUCAAUUUAUGAGGCCAAGAAGCAGCAAAGCAUUCCUCUGCAGACAGACUCAGCAGAGGCAGCUGGUGACAGGCAGCAGCCUGACAGUCCAUCAUCUCAGCUCAGGAACAUGGGAGGUGAAGAGCUGUCCACCUCCUUCUCAACAGCAGGGGUCUCAGAGGUGACGGAAAAACAGAGUUACACAGGGCAGAGGACACCUGAGCCAGUGAAUCGAGAGGCCGUUCUCCGUCAGCAAAUUGAGCGUCUGAAGAGGGACCGGGCGGCCAUUUGCCUCCCUAAACCAAGUCCAGCAGCAGAGACCAACCUGAGCCCUGAUACCGGUCACCCAGCUGGGUCAAGAGGGGGACAUGUGACUAAAGAUAACGUCAGACCUCCUGAUGCCAAGAAAGAGAAGGCUUCCCUCUUCUAUGAACUCAUCUCUGUCAGGGAGGAGAUGUCAGAUCUGCGAGCUCUGAUCCGCCUCAAAGAGAAAGAGCUGAGGUGUCUGGAGUGGAGCUUAAUGGCCCAAAAGGCCCAGGAAGCUGCGGGAGUUUUCAUCCCAGAAAGCGUCAGAGAAGAGCUGGAGGAUCGGAAGACGUUUCAGAGGUUCUGUGAGACAGCAGCCAAACUGGGCAGUGACAGUGACAUCGCUGGACCUCGAACCAGGCCCAUUCUGAAAGAGCUGCAGGCCGUCCUGCAAAGGGAACAAGCCCUGAAGAAGAGGUUAGCUUUAGUCCAGGACUCAUUGAACACAGCUCUCUCAGACAGUGCCUCACACAGGAGGGACAACGGAGAACAGAUUGCACGACUCACACAAGCUCACAGUAAAGCCUUGAGCUCGUACCGGCAGAUUCGCAGGAAGUACCGGGAGCAGGUGUGGAGGCUGGAGCAGAAAGUAGCGGCCAUGAUCGAGAGUCACCACGACCAGAGCGGAGCACCAAAAGCUGCAGGGGAGGCCUUGGAGUGGAGGAGGGAAGAAACUGUCCUGUGAGCCUGAGAUUAUUCAGUCAGAGAGUAGGUCAUCUAUCAGCCAUACAUCUCCGCCUGUAUGCUUCAUCAUUGCUGCAUGUCUGUCAACCUUGCAAUGACAUCAGCAGCUGUCAGUUCAGACAUUCAUUGGCUCUUCAGAAGUAAAAAAUAGAGUAUGAAGGGCAGUAGAACAUGGAAAACAUUAUGAAUUCUCCCUGUUCAACCACUUGUGAAAUAGUUGCCAAUAAACUGAACAGGAUUCCAGAGCUUAACUUGUCUAACAGGACUCACACAUCACAAGACACAUUCCUUAUUUCAGAGAAACAGCUGUCACGCAGUCAUGAAUGUGUAAGGCUGACUCAAGGACUGAACCCACUGAGGACCUCAGGACUGACCUCGACAGCGCACAUGUCCUUUUUCCCAUACAAGCAGACGCAAUAAAAGCCUCCCCUGGCUGGCCGAGCUGUUGUGAAGGGGGGUACUCCGAGAAGGGGGGAUGGGAGGUGGGACAAUGGCUGAUGUGCACGCAAAACGUGCCACUAGCCCAUUUUUCUUUUUGCAUUUUCAUAUUUUCUCCAUCUCUCUCGCUCUCUGCCUUUCACACCACUUAGGUUUCUCUUUAAAGGGUCAGUUCACCCAAAUUAUUUAAAACAAAUUAACUUAUCUGAGUAUUUUUGAGCCCUUGGCUUUGUCAGAGGUUGCAUGUCUUUGAGUCACAUGCAGUACAACUCUCAGAUUCAUGUAAUGUAGCAUCAUUUUAUCACAAUAAAGAAAGUGAAGUGAUUUGAGAAAAGUCUGACAAAGCGCGGUUGAAUAUGUUUAUUUUCAAAUUUCCAAUCUUGUUAAUAACCUCAAAACCACAUAGAUUUAAUAUGCGACCUUUUGACCCCACAUUGAGAAUCACUGCAGUAAUACUGGCUUUGGUGAUUUCAGAAAAUAUAGAAAUGCUGUGAGCACCACAAAUGGCAAAUUACAUUCACCUUGGUUGUACUGGGUAGGAUGCAGAUAUCUUAACAUAUGGACAAAUCCAAAAAUCUCUACACCUCAAGAGGUAUCUAGACUUUAGCUCAUUUGUUUGUUUCUUUCUUUUGGGUGAACCAACCCUUAUCUCCUGCUUUCUCACAUUACUUAUCUUUUGCUCUUUACAUGCCACUGACACCUCUGUUUCUCUGCCUUUACCGUAUUCCCUCCAUCUUCUCCCCUCACUCAUCUCUCAAUCAUCUCUGUCCCCUCUCCCCUCCCUCCAGCCGACCCUGUGCCCUGACCUGCCCGAGCCGGUCAGCUGCAGCUGUGACUGGCGGUCAGGAGGUUAAGGCAAAGGUUGAGUGUCACACCCACAGGGUCACAGCGAUGCCUGGCUGUUGUGUUAGCCUGUGAAUGGAGGGUUCAGAGCGCCAGACGAGGUGGCGAGUCCCUGACGCCCUGACUCUUGCCUGAGCUUGCCCUUUCCCGAGCAGAGGUCACCGCGGAGGGCCUGUCCUCUGCACUGCCCCCAUACCUCCAGGUCACCAUCGCUAUUGUUGUAAUAGCUGCCAUUAGAGCAGAUGAUACAAUUAUCGUUCCAUUUUGUGUUCCCUCUCUCUAAGGUCUAUGUUGAGCCUCUGAGUUCAUCAAAGGUUUUUUAGAUGACAUGAUUCUUGUAACCUCAGGGUGACUCUCAUAUCAAAGGGAACAAAAUGUCUCACAGAAAGAAAAAAGGCAUUUUAAUCAUGACUGUCUCAGUGUUUGUGCAUCUAUACAGUGGUGGGAGAAGUACUCUGAUCUUUCAUUUAAGUAAAAGCACCAAUACCAAUGUAUUAGUCAAAUAGUCAGCAUUUUAUAGUUGUAGUUUGUUGACAUGGUGCAAACUGUAACUGCUUCAUAUACAGUUAAGUAGUUUAACCUGUAACAAUGUACUGUAUUUUAUAAGCUCAUUAUGAUUAUUUAUGUAAAAUCCUAACAUGCAAAGUAGCUUGUAAGUAUAGAUGUUGAAUGAAUCCGAGUAAAAAGUGAAAAACUGCCUCUGAGUUUUUCUCAGAGCAGAAAAAUGGCUACUGUCUGUGUGUGUGUGAGAAUGAAUGAAUAUGGAUUAUUUGAUUAUUACUACUGAUGAACAGAUGUGUAAGCAGCAUUUUGCUGUUUUGCUGUAGGUGGUGGAACUAAUUUUAACCAUAUUAAAAUUAUGUAUUUUUAUGAUA
Lates calcarifer (barramundi perch) is the source of this 4511-nucleotide messenger RNA. RefSeq names its product Usher syndrome 1C binding protein 1 (gene ushbp1). The record is from RefSeq and is a predicted model, not a curated record. NCBI's taxonomy places the organism in Eukaryota, Metazoa, Chordata, Actinopteri, Centropomidae.